Molecule: messenger RNA, 3402 nt
Organism: Camelus dromedarius (Arabian camel)
Lineage: Eukaryota; Metazoa; Chordata; Mammalia; Artiodactyla; Camelidae
Gene: TOM1L2
Product: target of myb1 like 2 membrane trafficking protein
Exons: 16
Coding region: 218-1765 (515 amino acids)
Biological process (GO): signal transduction
Cellular component (GO): membrane; endosome
Molecular function (GO): ubiquitin binding; phosphatidylinositol binding; clathrin binding
Source: RefSeq, a predicted model, not a curated record
CUCACUGGCCCCUUUGCUUCAGUGUUUAUUUAGUCUUCCCAGCCCUGAGAGGGAGGCAGAGCCUGGACAGGAACUUACAACUGGUAAGCACCUGUAGUCUGCAGACUGGGAACCGGCGCUCGUUUAACCCUCACAUCCCUUAAUUAUCUGAGUGUGAUUAUUGUUCUGCCGCUUCUGAGAAAGUUGAGGCUCCAGGAGGGACUCGUGCAAAGGACUCAUGUCAAGGGACUUGUGCAAAGUCAAAGCUGGAGAAAAGGCCACAGAUGGCUCCCUGCAGAGCGAGGACUGGACGCUGAACAUGGAGAUCUGCGACAUCAUCAACGAGACGGAGGAAGGGCCAAAGGAUGCCAUCCGAGCCCUGAAGAAGCGGCUCAACGGGAACCGGAACUACCGAGAAGUGAUGCUGGCGCUGACCGUGCUGGAGACGUGCGUGAAGAACUGUGGCCACCGCUUCCACGUCCUCGUGGCCAACCGAGAUUUCAUCGACAGCGUUCUGGUCAAGACCAUCUCCCCCAAGAACAACCCCCCCACCAUCGUACAGGACAAGGUGCUUGCCCUCAUCCAGGCAUGGGCCGAUGCCUUUCGGAGCAGCCCCGACCUCACGGGCGUCGUGCACACGUACGAGGAGCUGAAGCGGAAGGGCGUGGAGUUCCCCACCGCAGACCUGGACGCGCUGUCUCCUAUACACACCCCGCAGCGGAGCGUCCCGGAGGUGGACCCAGCUGCUACCAUGCCCAGGUCCCAGUCGCAGCCGAAGACGAGUGCCGGCUCCUACUCUGCGCCUCAGGCCCCGGCUCUGAGUGUGACUGGCCCCAUCACAGCCAAUUCAGAGCAGAUCGCCAGGCUGCGCAGCGAACUGGAUGUUGUUCGAGGAAACACAAAAGUCAUGUCUGAGAUGUUGACAGAAAUGGUCCCUGGGCAGGAGGACUCGUCCGAUCUGGAGCUGCUGCAGGAGCUGCACAGGACCUGCCGCGCCAUGCAGCAGCGCAUCGUGGAGCUCAUCUCCCGCGUGUGCAACGAGGAGGUCACGGAGGAGCUGCUGCACGUCAACGACGACCUCAACAACGUCUUCCUCCGCUACGAGAGGUUCGAGCGGUACAGGUCGGGCCGAUCCGCACAGAAUGCCAGCAAUGGGGCGCUGAGUGAAGUGGCAGAGGACAACCUCAUAGACCUGGGGCCGGGGUCUCCAGCCGUGGUGAGCCCCGCCGUAGGGAGCACGGCGCCCCCGUCUUCCCUCUCCUCCCAGCUGGCGGGCUUGGACCUGGGGACAGAGAGCGUCAGCGGCACCCUCAGUUCCCUGCAGCAGUGCGACCCCCGGGACAGCUUUGACAUGUUUGCCCAGACGAGAGGGAGCUCCUUGGCUGAGCAACGCAAGACGGCCACCUACGAGGACCCCCAGGCUGUCGGAGGACUUGCCUCUGCACUAGACAGUCGGAAACAGAGCUCCGAAGUGAAGAAAGGUGAAGAUGGGGACUCUGACCUGGAGCCCUUAGACAGCUGGCUCCGGGCCCGCGGAAUGGUCCCCGUGGCGCAGCCCUCUGUCAUGGACGACAUUGAGGUGUGGCUCAGGACGGACCUGAGGGGCGAUGACCUGGAGGAGGGCGUCACCAGCGAAGAGUUCGAUAAAUUCCUUGAAGAAAGGGCUAAAGCUGCCGAAAUGGUUCCCAACCUCCCCUCUCCCCCAGCGGAGGCCCCGGCCCCAGCCUCAAACCCCUCCGGCAGGAAGAAGCCAGAGCGCUCAGAGGAUGCCCUCUUCGCCCUGUGAGCUGUCCUGUGGUCGGGCUCCCCAGGUGGCAGGUCACCUCUGGCUCCCUGUCCCCACCAGCCCCACCCCCCCAUCCCCAGCCCCCGACUUGGUCCUGGUGUCUCCAUGGAAACGCCACUGUGUUUGCUCCCAGGCCUCCCACCAGUCAGGGCCAGCUUUAGCCACCUUCUCUGUGGGCGAUGGGACCGUGUCAGUGCAGCCACAGCCCCUCGCUCUCGCCCUCUGCCUCUCCCACCCAGGAGCACCCUCUGUGUUUCCUUCCAGGAAGAGCUGGCAGCAAGGGAGUCCCUUUGGGACUGUUCCUGAGCCCUUCCUCUGCCACCUGCCCAGAGAAAGGGGUCAGACCCCAGCCCCUUCCCUCACCCCUAGGCCCCUGCUUGGCUCAGCAGUUCCCCCCGGCUCCCCCACCCCAGAAGCUCCCCUGCACCACCCCACCUCUGUCCCAGAAAGGGUGGGUCUCCCUCUCUGGACUGCUGUUCCCUGGAGAGUGUUGCACUUUAGAAGGCUCUGGGGGGCGCUCUCAGGAGGGGUCUCUCAUUGAGCUGCUUGCCCAGGCCCACGUCCAAGCCGGCUCAGGAGCCGAGCCUGGGACCAAGGGGUCCCCCCGGGCCCGCAAGCUCCUGGUGUGAGGAGAGUGGGAGGGCAGCGCGUCACUCUGGCUGGCGGGCCCCUGGCUGGUCAGCUCUGCCUGGGUGACCACACUGCAGGCCCCGUGCGGUCGGCCAGUCCAUGGGGGGGCAGGCACUGGGAGGGCUGGCUCUGGCCUGCUUGGGAGCUUUGUGUUUGUGAAUGUGCUUCAGCCUGGCCUGUGGCAGCCUCUGUGCCACCGCCUCCCAGGCACAGCGGCAGGGGGUUUGCACCAGGCGGAGAUCCCAGUGACCUAGCGGCCUCUCUCGAAGAAGGCCCCUGCACUCUCCUGCAUGUGGGCCUUAGCCUCCCCUGCAGGCUGUCCUGACAGCCUGACCGCCUCCGCCCCACCCCCUCACAUCCUGGGUCCUCACUGUGUCACCGUCUCCCUCUCUGGCGGGGGCAGGCACUGGUCCAGCCCCCCCCCCCCCCCGGCCCUGUGCUGUUGCCCGGCAGGGCAGUGGCUGCCUCAGCUGCUUUACUCCAGCCUGGGGGCCCCUGGCCCCGGGUCAGCAUUCAGCACAUGCCGCCCGAGCAUAGGGGCAAAAUUUAGCCGACUCUGGCUGUUCCUGGCCUGUGGUGUGGUCAGCCUUGCUUACCUGGUGACCCAACCUGGCAGACAAGGCUGGGCCUGACACGCAGGCUCCAGGUAAGCAUUUAGGAUGAGGCUGAAGGGCUGUGUGCGGCACCAACAGGGCAGUUGCGGUGGAGGGUGCAGCCCUGCCCACGCCAGAACCCACACUCAGCCUGGCACCUUGCAGACUCCUCCAGAGGGGACGCUCGGGGUCUGGCUGGGACCCUCACUCUCUAGUCCUCAGAGGACGCCCAGAAAGCUUCUUCUUGGCGCUCAGGUGGCCUGACCCCAGCCCUGCCCCCGGCAGCACCUGCCAGGCCUGCACCAUCCCCAGCCCUGCUCCUGGUCAGCCUGCACCUCCCUCCUCAGCAUUUCCCAAGGGCAGGGCCCUGAGGCCAGCUUGGAUGCUAAGACGUCUGAAGUCGGCUGGCCUGAC